AUGGAGGAAUAUCUGGAGCGUCGCAAGCAGCUCAUACAUGCAGACAGAGCACAACGAGUGGAUUCUCCUCUUAACAGAGCGAGCCUGACAGAUCUCGAGCAGAGAGCGGACGCUGUUGUGCGUAGCAUUCGCACUGCUGAAGCCAAGUCUGUAUGGGCGUUCGAGAGCAAGAGCAUAUUCGAGUAUUCUCCAGAGGAUACAUCUGCAAAUGUGUUUCCGGGUAUGGAGUUCUUGACAGCGCGAAAUACCAUUAUUCAGACGAAACUAUUCAGAGUUUUGAACAAGAUGCCCAAGGGCGCGCUCUUGCAUGCACACCUCGAUGCCACCGUCAAUGCCCGCGUUUUGCUCACGAUUGCACUUACACAGUCCGCCAUGCACGUUCGCGCGUCUAAGCGUGUCACCGCCAGCACUGUCAAGGGCACACUGCCGGAAUUCAAAGGCCUCUCGCAAGCCAAUUUCACCAGCUUCACCAGUUUGACGGAUGAGGCGUACACUCCAGGUGAAUGGGUGCCGAUCCAGAAGGCUAGAGAGAAUUUCGACGCGAGUCUCGGGGGCCCUGAAGGAUUCGACGAAUGGGUCGUCGGCGCCUUGAUGAUCAAUCCUUCGGAAGCCUACGUCACACACAACACCACACAGAAGAUAUGGGCGAAGUUCACAAGCACCUUCGUUACUUCGUCUGGCCUCAUUCAUUUCGUGCCCGUUUGGACCGAGUACAUUCGGCAAUUCUUCCUGUCCUCCAUCGAAGAUGGUAUUUCAUACAUGGAAGCACGCGUUAAUUUCUGGCAUAAAUGCAUGAUUGGUGCAGAUGGAAAAGAGGACGUGCCACAUCGAGAAUGGCUUAUCAUAUACGACCGAGUUCUGAACGAAGUUAAGGAUGAAUUGAAACGUCAAGGGCGCGAGGAUGAGUUCGUUGGCUCGAAGAUCAUCUAUGUCACAUUGCGACACAUAACCUCAGAAGAACUCGAAUGGUAUCUGGAAGACUGUCUCUCCCUCAAGCAAGAAUUUCCCCACCUUAUUGCAGGCUUCGAUCUCGUCGGACACGAAGAUUCCUUGAAACCCCUCAUUGACUACAUCGUUCCGCUCACGAAGUUCGUAGAAAGGCAGAAAGAGCUUGGCCUUGAUAUUCCCUUCAUUUUCCACGCAGGAGAGACGCUUGGUGACGGUACCCCAGCGGAUAUGAACCUCUAUGAUGCUAUCCUCCUUGGCACCAAACGCAUCGGUCAUGGGUUCUCCCUGGCUAAACAUCCAAAACUCAUUGAAAUCUGCAAGGAGAAGGACAUCGCCGUGGAAAUGUGCCCCAUCUCCAACGAGAUACUUCGUUUGACGUCGUCGAUGCCGAUGCAUCCCCUCCCUAUCUUGGUGAACCAAGGUGUCUCUGUAGCACUGUGCUCGGACGACCCCGCAGUGUUCGGUAACAUGGGUCUAUCCUUUGACUUCUUCCAGGUCCUCGUAGCAAGCGAAGUCACUGGACUGAUCACGAUGGGCGAAUUUGCUCGGGACAGCCUUAAGCAUGCUGCCAUGGGUCAGGAAGAAAAGCAACGUGCACUCGAUCUGUGGGAGAAGCAGUGGACGAAGUUCCUCGAAUGGGUGGUACGGGAGGAGACGAUUCGAGGCCAGCUGAAGAAUUGA
This is a messenger RNA of Sparassis crispa, 1629 nucleotides long. Its product is annotated as Adenosine deaminase CECR1-A. Lineage: Eukaryota; Fungi; Basidiomycota; Agaricomycetes; Polyporales; Sparassidaceae. Gene Ontology annotation, molecular function: adenosine deaminase activity. Gene Ontology annotation, biological process: adenosine catabolic process; inosine biosynthetic process. The coding region runs from base 1 to 1629 and encodes 542 amino acids. The record is from RefSeq and is a predicted model, not a curated record. The transcript has 13 exons.